Messenger RNA from Rotaria sp. Silwood2, 1575 nucleotides. NCBI's taxonomy places the organism in Eukaryota, Metazoa, Rotifera, Eurotatoria, Philodinida, Philodinidae. The record is from the annotation of a GenBank genome assembly.
AUGGCUGAUCAAAUCAAUCAAGCUAUUGAUAUUGUUAUCCCAUGGAUGGAAUAUGAAAAUGACGGCAAUGACGACGACGAUGAACACAUGGAGAAAAUUAUCAGUCUAUCUGACUGUAAAGGGAAUGGACGUCCUUUGUAUCAGAUUACACGAAAAAAAUACUUUGAAAUCAUUCGACAACAAUUACAAGCAAACAAUCGUAUUCUAUUCAUCGCCUACAAUACCUAUGCUUAUUAUUCAUGUGAAAAAAAUGAACUACAACAAAAAGUUCAUGAACAUAUGACACGUCCAGGUAUUUAUCGUUUGAUAAUGGAAUUAAAUGAUACAAAUCAACAUCAUAUUGAAGAAGUUUUAAACAAGAUGGAUAAUGAAAUAACAACAAAAUUAAAUCUUUUAUUUGAUGAUAAAUUAAUAUCGCAUGCGCAAUGGCAAAAGCUGAGCAUGUAUCGAUUGAAUACUCGACUAAAUACUCUGUAUUUUUUACCUGAUACACGCAGAGAUCAUGUGCCAUUUCAUCCAAUGAUAUACGAUCGUCAUCAUUUAACAAUGAACAUUACUCGUUUUCUUACUCGUCUUCUUCAACCUAUUUAUGACGAUGUAACUUUUUCGACAACAUGUAAUAGAGGUACUGAUGUCAUUCAUGUUGUCGAAGAAUAUGCCAGGAAAGGUCGUCUUCAAGCAAACACUUUAUUUGCAACUUUACGCAUCGAUAAUCUAUCGACUCUAAUUUCACACGAAAAAAUAUUAGAAAAGUUGCAACAUUUUCUUCAUACAUAUCUAUUCGAUGGAAAAAUGGAAGGCAUAACAGUGCCAACAAUCUUGGAUCUUCUACAACUUGUUCUUGAAAAUCAAUAUCUUCUCUAUGAAAAAAAAAUUUAUCAGCAAACUCAAGGAUGUGGUGAUAAUUCACCAUUGACAAUGUUAAUAGUGAACAUCUAUCUAUACUAUUGGCAACAAGAUUUAAUGACGAUCUUAAACAACAAAAAGGAAAUCUUUGCCAGAUGCUUUGAUGAACUAUUCUUCACAUGGAAUGAAUCAGAACAAAGCCUUCAUGAUAUACUUCAUACAAUGAAUCGACAAAAUCCUCAAAUUCAAAUUAUUUUGUCCAUGAGCAAUAAUAUCAACUAUCUCGAUGUUAACAUUAGUCAUAUGGAUGGUGAUCUCAAAACACAAGUGGCUCAUCAAUUGAACAUUGAUUCCUAUUCAUUACCUUAUGUAUUUGGUCAUCCACGCAAGAAAAUUCAUACAUUAUUUCGAGCAGCUCUUCUGCGUGCUACACGAUGUUAUGCUAAGGUAUCUGAUUUUGCUACUGAACUCCAAAGAAUUCAAUCAUCAUUUCAAUACAAUCGAUUCUCACAUGAUUUUAUCAUGUACAAAAUAAUAUCAUUCUUCGAAGAGUUUGAUGUAUUUCAAAUGAAGGUCCACUAUGGAGAGAAAUUUUAUGAUCAGCGUCUUUAUGAUCAUCUUCGACGAAAAGUAUUCAAAUACCAACGACAAGAGAAAGCGGAAAAAAUCAAACGACGUCGACAAAUUCUUAAACAUCGAUACCGACAUUCGUUAAACCAACCUAGAUAG